Fulmarus glacialis (Northern fulmar) is the source of this 525-nucleotide messenger RNA. Its product is annotated as myosin-7-like. The annotation marks the transcript as partial. The transcript has 4 exons. NCBI's taxonomy places the organism in Eukaryota, Metazoa, Chordata, Aves, Procellariiformes, Procellariidae. Gene Ontology annotation, cellular component: myosin complex. The record is from RefSeq and is a predicted model, not a curated record.
UCGCUCGAGCACCUGGAGACCUUCAAGAGGGAGAACAAGAACCUCCAAGAGGAGAUCUCGGACCUCACGGAGCAGCUGGGCGCCAGCCACAAGACCAUCCAUGAGCUGGAGAAGGUCCGGAAGCAGCUGGACGCCGAGAAGCUGGAGCUCCAAGCCGCGCUGGAGGAGGCUGAGGCCUCUCUGGAGCACGAGGAGGGGAAGAUCUUGAGGGCCCAGCUGGAGUUCAACCAGGUCAAGGCGGACUACGAGCGCAAACUGGCCGAGAAGGACGAGGAGAUGGAGCAGGCCAAGCGCAACCACCUGCGGGUGGUGGACUCGCUGCAGACCUCGCUGGACGCCGAGACCCGGAGCCGCAACGAAGCCCUGAGGCUGAAGAAGAAGAUGGAGGGCGACCUCAACGAGAUGGAGAUCCAGCUCAGCCACGCCAACCGCCUGGCGGCUGAAGCCCAGUCCCACCUGAAGGGAGCCCAGACUCACCUCAAGGACACCCAACUGCAGCUGGACGACGUGGUCAGGGCCAACGAG